CUCCCGCCGCCCUGCCCCUGAGCGGGCCUCGGCAGUAGUGGGGCCGACGGCACGGCCACGACGCAAAGCAGCCCCAGGCCCCGGGGUUGCCCCUGCCGUGCGGCGGCGACGACCGCGUGCUCACCGCCCAGAGCUGCGGCAGGGGCCCGCGGAGGGCGCUCCCAGGGACAGCGUUGCGGUCGCGGCCGACGCCCGCCCCGUCCCGCGACCCGAGUCGGACCGGCCGCUCGCCGUCUGGCGUCUCGGGCCGCGGAGUGGAUGCGCGCCCGGUGAGCGCCGGCCCGGUGCCGCCCGCCAUGGCCGCUUGUUCCGGCCGGCUCUGGCUGCUGGGCCUGGCGCUGUGCGCGCUGAGCGGCGGAGGCCCCGGCCCGCGCCCCCCGCGCGGUUGCCUGCAGCGCCGCCUGGGCCCGCGCGAGCGGCGCGACAUGCAGCGCGAGAUCCUGGCGGUGCUCGGGCUGCCCGGGCGGCCCCGACCCCGCGCGCCCCCAGCCGCCGCCCGGCUGCCCGCGUCCGCCCCGCUCUUCAUGCUGGACCUCUACCACGCCAUGGCUGGCGACGGCGACGAGGACGGCGGGCCCCCCACGCGGAGCCUGGGCCGCGCCGACCUGGUCAUGAGCUUCGUCAACAUGGUGGAGCAUAACCAAGCCCUGGGCCACCAGGAGCUCCACUGGAAGGAGUUCCGCUUUGACCUGACCCAGAUCCCAGUGGGGGAGGAGGUCACAGCCGCCGAGUUCCGGAUUUACAAGCUGCCCAGCACCCACCUGCUCAACAGGACCCUCCACAUCAGCAUGUUCGAGGUGGUCAGGGAGCAGUCCAACAGGGAGUCUGACUUGUUCUUUUUGGAUCUUCAGACGCUCCGAGCUGAGGACGAGGGCUGGCUGGUGUUGGAUGUGACAGCAGCCAGUGACCACUGGUCACUGAACCCUAACAAGGACCUGGGACUCCGCCUCUACAUGGAAACAGAGGAUGGGCGCAGCGUGGACCCUGGCCUGGCUGGUCUGCUGGGGCGACAAGCACCGCGCUCCAAACAGCCUUUCAUGGUCACCUUUUUCAGGGUGGGCCCCAGCCCCGUGCGAGCCCCUCGGGCGGCGAGGCCCCUGAAGAGGAGGCCGCCAAAGAAAACCAACGAGCUGCCGCACCCACACAAACUCCCCGGGAUCUUUGGGUGGCCCCUGCCCGGGAGCUCCCCAUGGGAGCUGCACAGAGCAGGAGCCCCAGAAAAGACCUUGCAUGUGUCCCCUGCAGAUGACGUCCACGGCUCUGAUGGCCAGCACGUGUGCCGUCGGCACGAGCUCUAUGUCAGCUUCCAGGACCUCGGCUGGCUGGACUGGGUCAUCGCCCCCCAGGGCUACUCAGCCUAUUACUGUGAUGGGGAGUGCUCCUUCCCGCUGGACUCCUGCAUGAAUGCCACCAACCACGCCAUCCUGCAGUCCCUGGUGCACCUGAUGAAGCCAGACGCAGUCCCCAAGGCAUGCUGUGCACCCACCAAGCUGAGCGCCACCUCCGUGCUGUACUAUGACAGCAGCAACAACGUCAUCCUGCGCAAGCACCGCAACAUGGUGGUCAGGGCCUGCGGCUGCCACUGAGCCACCCUGGGCCACUGCAGUGAGGCGCCUGCACCCGGCCCCUCUGGAGGCCGGAAACCCUCAAACCCAGCCCAAUCUCAGGCAGGCGGGGCUCAGAAAUCAACACCGUCCAUGCUACUCUGCCCUUCCAGCCAGGGCUGGAUCCUCUCCAGAUCCCUUUACCCCUUCACUGUGAUUUGCAGCAGACUUCCGGUCUCCAGUCCUGGGGACCUGAGUCAUCAAGCAAGGUACUGCCCCAGCCCCCUUUCCCAGAGAUACAUGCUGGCCGGCUCUUUGGGGUUUGCACAACAGUCGUGUGUGAGGACCCGUCCAUGCCUAUUGCUGGGCCAGACUGUGGGCAGAUAUGGGAUGGCCCAGGGCCCAAGACAGCCACCUCAGGCUCUUUACCAUUCACUACAGGGUUCAGGUAUGUGGAGACAGGGUCCAGUGCACCUCAGGUUGCCUGCCUCUCCCAUGUGCAAAAUGGGGCAUUUCUGUGAAAAGAACAUGGACUGGCACUUACUGUUGAAUAUUUGUGUAUCUAAGUCAUCAAACUGCUGGCCAUAGGUAGGCAUGUGGGUCAAGAAGGAGGAGCCAAUCAUGAUUUAGGCUAAGGCCAGUGGCAUUUAUCUUCCCAUCUUAUUGCUUUGAUCUUCCUCUGCUUGUCUGAAGGCAUUUAGCCUUAGUAGAAACAAAAAAUCUCGGGUUUCACUGACUCAUCUGUCAGCAUGUUGAACUCUCAGCUCAGCUCUGUGGAAAUGCUAUUUUUUUACUGAGCCAAGCAUGGUGAAUGCACUGGGUGGCCUAAGAUGACUGUCUAGCAGAGGACACAAUUUCCCUUUCCCUUCUGCAUGGCAGGUAUCAAUAUCAAUCUUGCUAUUUUUUUCUUCCAAAUUUGAAUUUCAAAAUGAUUAGCACAGAACUUGAGGUUGCAACUGUCAACCGAUCAAAGUUGGUAUGUGAAGUGAAGACUGCCGUCUUCUGCCAUGCUGUUUUCACUGUUUCACCCAGAGCAGUGCAUCUGUGACAGUGGGCAGAUUGUGACCAGGCACCAAGCAAGGGCAGGAACUUGUUGGCAUCUGCUUGUGUCCAGUUGUCAAAAACAGGCUGUUUUUGGUCACCAAAAUCUGCAUAACCCAGGAGCCUUGUCCUAUUUCUCAGGGCCUAUGAGCCAAAGAAAAGGCCCCUGUCCCAGCAGAGUGACAGGCAGUAAUUAGGCUGACCUGGGUGGGGGUUCCUGGAAACCACUGUUCUCCUUGGAGCAGCCCCCACCGGUAGCUGGAGUGUUUAUUUGAUUUCUGACUUGCCAACCCUCUAAUUUACCUGCUGAGACAGACAGAUUCCAGCUGCCUGAACCCUGAAAUACUGUCAUUAAAAGCAGAUGCUGGUCCAGCCUCAACCCACAGGCACAGCCCAGCUGAGGUGGGCAACAUGUGCCUGAGGAUUCGUAUCUCUGGAAUUCACUGUGCUCCUUGAGGAGGGG
Molecule: messenger RNA, 3048 nt
Organism: Manis pentadactyla (Chinese pangolin)
Lineage: Eukaryota; Metazoa; Chordata; Mammalia; Pholidota; Manidae
Gene: BMP8B
Product: bone morphogenetic protein 8b
Exons: 7
Coding region: 297-1586 (429 amino acids)
Biological process (GO): SMAD protein signal transduction
Cellular component (GO): extracellular region
Molecular function (GO): growth factor activity; cytokine activity
Source: RefSeq, a predicted model, not a curated record